AUGAAUAUUUUUAUGAGGUACCUUCUAGCAGACAUGGGUCAGGACCAAACCAAGCAGCAGAUUGAGAAGGGCCUACGCCUGUACCAGUCCAACCAGACAGAGAAAGCACUACAUGUCUGGAUGAAGGUGCUGGAGACAACAUCAGACCCUGGGGGAAAGUUCCGGGUGCAGGGGUGCCUCAUCACAGCCCACUCGGAGAUGGGCAAGUAUAAAGAGAUGCUUAAGUACGCCCUGGCCCAGAUUGAUACAGCCCGGGAAAUGGAGGACCCAGACUACCUAACUGAAGGCUACCUGAACCUGGCACGCAGCAACGAAAAGCUUUGUGACUUCCAGAAGACUGUCUCCUACUGUAAGACUUGCCUGAACAUGCAGGGCACCACUGUUAGCCUGCAGCUCAAUGGCCAGGUGUGCCUGAGUAUGGGCAAUGCCUUCCUGGGCCUCAGUGUUUUCCAGAAGGCACUGGAGAGCUAUGAGAAGGCACUGCGCUAUGCACAUAACAAUGAUGACAAGAUGCUGGAGUGCCGCGUCUGCUGCAGCCUUGGAAACUUCUACAUACAGCUCAAGGAUUAUGAGAAGGCCCUUUUCUUUCCCUGCAAGGCAGCAGAACUGGUGAAUGACUAUGGCAAGGGCUGGAGCUUAAAGUAUCGGGCCAUGAGCCAGUACCACAUGGCAGUGGCAUACAGGAAACUGGACCGUCUGUCAGACGCCAUGGAGUGCUGUGAGGAAUCCAUGAAGAUUGCACUGCAGCAUGGAGAUCGCCCCUUGCAGGCCCUAUGUCUACUGAACUUCGCUGACAUCCACCGUUCCCGGAAGGAUUUUGAAAAAGCAUUCGCUCGUUAUGAGUCCUCCAUGUGCAUCAUGACAGAGAUUGGCAACCGCCUCGGGCAGGCGACCAUCUACCUGGGCGUCGGGAAGUGCUGGCUGCAGCAGAAGGAAAUGGACAAGGCUCUGGAAUUUCUUCAGAGGGCACAGGACCUAGCUGAAGGGGUGGGAAACAAGCUCUGCUCCCUGAAGGUGCACUGCCUAAGUGAAGGCAUUUAUCGUGCCAAGGAGCAGCAAGAUGAACUCCGGGAGCAAGUGGUGAAGUUCCUGCAGUGUGUGGAGGAGCUGGAGCUCUACUGUGGCAUGUGUGGGGAGUCCAUUGGAGAGAAAAACCAGCAGCUGCAGGCCUUGCCCUGUUCCCAUGUCUUCCAUCUUAAGUGCCUGCAGUCCAAUGGGACGAAAGGCUGUCCCAAGUGUCGCCGCUCUUCCAUGAAGCCAGGCUUCGUGUGAGGGAGGACUCCGAGUGCUGCAUCUACACGCUGGAUGUGUUUAGCUGCAUAAAAUGAACUCUUGUCUGGACUAUAAGAAACACAGCUGCCAUCAAGGACAGACCUAGACAGGAUACAGAGUGGUCUGCUUUCAUAGCAUGCCUUCCAAAGAGGUCUACCAGCAAGAAAAGAAAUUUUCCAGUCAGAAAAACAGACGUUGUUGAGAGAAAAAGAAGCUACUGUGCCCUCCUGUCUUAUGUCUCUUGAAGUUAGCACAGAAUCAGUAAUGUGUUCUUUUCUGAAAUGAGGCCAUUCCGAGGACCCUAUGUGGAGGGCACUGAAGAGACAACGCAAUGAUAAAACGCAAGACACAAUAAAGUGUCUUAUGGGACAUCACACAUGAAGAAAAGUUAAGGUGAAGUUGACAUUUUCCAUCUUUGCUUUUCUUAGCAUUGUGUGGGUAUGAUUAUCUGUAAGGGGUGUGGAUUGGAAGGGUACAGUAAUAAUAAAAAUAAGCUUACAGAAAUUCUUAACAGAAAUACUUUUGACAGCGGGCAAUUAGGAGAAAAAUAAAGAUUUACUGAAUAUAUGUGGAGGGCAUCCACAUAUGUAUGUAGAUGCUAAUAAUAUUCUAUAUACAAUAUUUUAUUUUAAUUAUAUAUUUUGCUUUAUUUGUUGUACAACAGUUUUGCUUUGUUUCAUUUCAGUUAUGGAUGAAACGUAUAUCUCUAAAAACUGUUUCAACACCACACACUAACAAUACCGAGGAAAUCAACUUAUGUUGCAUCAUUACCCAUCCCUAAAAGAUUAGUCAAUCAGACACAUCAGUGUAG
Messenger RNA from Megalops cyprinoides (Indo-Pacific tarpon), 2083 nucleotides. It is a transcript of the gene rapsn, whose product is annotated as receptor-associated protein of the synapse, 43kD. NCBI's taxonomy places the organism in Eukaryota, Metazoa, Chordata, Actinopteri, Elopiformes, Megalopidae. Gene Ontology annotation, molecular function: acetylcholine receptor binding; protein-membrane adaptor activity. The transcript is spliced from 8 exons. The record is from RefSeq and is a predicted model, not a curated record. The coding region runs from base 1 to 1272 and encodes 423 amino acids. Gene Ontology annotation, cellular component: synapse. Gene Ontology annotation, biological process: chemical synaptic transmission.